Messenger RNA from Daphnia pulex (common water flea), 992 nucleotides. Its product is annotated as dmX-like protein 1. Bases 135 to 602 code for a protein of 155 amino acids. NCBI's taxonomy places the organism in Eukaryota, Metazoa, Arthropoda, Branchiopoda, Diplostraca, Daphniidae. Gene Ontology annotation, molecular function: protein binding. The transcript has 4 exons. Gene Ontology annotation, biological process: vacuolar acidification. Gene Ontology annotation, cellular component: RAVE complex. The record is from RefSeq and is a predicted model, not a curated record.
UUUAAACCAUUUAACAGUCACAUCAAUGUCACAGCAAGGGGACAUCAGAUUUUGUGUUUCUGGGGUCAUCGAGUAUUUUGGCCACAACCGGUCACAGUUCAGAGUCCCGCAACGUCGUUUUAUGGGACACCCUAAUGCCCCAACGCAAAGCAAUUAUUCACUCAUUUGUAUGUCACGAAAACGGAGGCACCAGUUUGCUCUAUGCGUCUCAGCAUCAGCUCCUGAUAUCGGCUGGCCGCAAAGGAAUCGUCUGCUUAUGGGAUUUGAGACAACGAACACUUCGUCACAAGUUCACUGCGCAUGAUUCUUCUGUUGCGAUCAAAUGCAUGGCGUUAGAUCCCAAUGAAGAAUUCUUUGCCACUGGAUCUGCUGACGGUGAUAUCAAGGUCUGGAGCCUUGCUACACAACAUUUACUUUACGCGUUUCCUGCUGAACAUUCACGAUCAUCCUUUUUCCGUUCCAUGGGGCAAGGAAAUGGCGUAAAUCAAAUUCAUCUGGACACGUCAGGACGACUCUUUUCUUGUGGCUCUGAUGGUUCAAUGAAGCUUCGUCAAUUACCCUAUGUGGGGAGUAGAGAAACCGCUGUCUCAACUCUUUACUAGAAAAACAAAUGUUUAAUGGGGGCAGUUGCGGGUAAUGGCUAAACGUUUAGUUAAAUUUUUUUAAUAUUUCGAUUUACUCGAAUCCCUUGAAUAUUUUAAGGAUGUCGUUGAUACAUGUCAUUUAUCUGGCUGUUCAGAUUACUUAUAGAAUUGGAUUGCGUUGUGCUAGUCACGUUUAGUAUGCUAUUACCUGUCAACCAUUCCACUCUUCAGCGUCGUCGCUCGAUGUUUCCAAACCUUUACCUUCCUUAAAACCAUCACCACACCACCACACACUUUACUAACAACAUUCUGAACGGCUGGUAAUAUGUCAUUCCUCCUAUUUUGUAUGUCGCUAGCACGUUUGGUCGAGCAAGUGGAAUACAAAUGCGUUACGUGUGUGCUGAUGUA